AUGGGAACUCCAGUAACCAUUCAAAUCGCUGCUGCUUCAAAUUAUAAUGAAUAUGAGACACAAACAUCAAUUCGUCGUCAAGCUAAUGAACGUCGUGAUCAUGAAAGUGCUUUAUUGGUCAAUUAUGAUGGUUCAAUAGGUAGUCAACAUGCUAAAUAUGGUGGUAGUCAAUUGUUGGCAUUUUCUCGACCAAUCGAUGAAGAUUUAACUCAAGAAGAACAAUUACAAGUAUCAAAACAAACUGAUUAUGAAUCAAGUGAGCGUGUUGUUAUAAAUGUAUCUGGUUUAAAAUUUGAAACACAAUUACAAACAUUAAAUAAUUUUCCUCGUACACUUUUGGGUAAUCCAUCACGACGUGUUCGAUUUUUUGAUCCAUUACGUAAUGAAUAUUUUUUUGAUCGAAAUCGACCAAGUUUUGAUGCUAUUCUUUAUUAUUAUCAAUCAAAUGGUCGACUUAGACGACCAAAUCAUGUGCCCAUUGAUAUAUUUACUGAAGAAAUCAAAUUUUUUGAAUUAGGUGAAGAUGCAUUUAAUAAAUUUCGUGAAGAUGAAGGUUUUAUUAAAGAAGAUGAACGUAUAUUACCUAAAACAGAAUUUCAACGUAAAGUUUGGCUUCUAUUUGAAUAUCCUGAAACAUCACAAUGGGCACGUGUUAUUGCAAUUAUCUCUGUUACUGUUAUACUUAUGUCAAUUGUCAUAUUCUGUCUUGAAACACUUCCUAAAUUUAAACGUUAUCGUGUUCGACCAGCCGAUAAUACAUCUUAUGAUUCUUCCCGUUUAACAAUUGAAGAAGAUGAUAUUCCUGAAUUAACAGAACCAUUUUUUAUCAUUGAAACAUGUUGUAUAAUAUGGUUUUCAUUUGAAUUAAUUGUUCGUCUAUUAUCAUCUCCAAUGAAACUUGUCUUUCUUAAAUCUAUGAUGAAUAUUAUUGAUAUAGUUGCUAUUGUACCAUAUUUUAUAACAUUAUUUACAAUCUUAGCUGAAGAAAAAACAAAAUCAAAUCAAGCUAUGUCAUUAGCUAUACUACGAGUUAUACGUCUUGUUCGUGUUUUUCGUAUAUUUAAAUUAUCUCGACAUUCGAAAGGUUUACAAAUCUUAGGACAAACAUUACGUGCAAGUAUGCAAGAAUUAGCAUUAUUAAUAUUUUUUCUAUUUAUUGGUGUUAUAUUAUUUUCUUCGGCGGUCUAUUUUGCUGAACAAAGUGAACCGGAAUCAUUUUUUAAAUCUAUACCCGAUGCAUUUUGGUGGGCUAUGAUUACAAUGACAACGGUCGGUUACGGAGAUAUGCGUCCUGUUGGCAUAUUUGGUAAAAUAGUUGGUUCAAUGUGUGCUAUUGCUGGUGUAUUAACAAUAGCUUUACCAGUACCUGUUAUUGUAUCAAAUUUUAAUUAUUUUUAUCAUCGAGAUAUUGAUUCUGAAGAACAAAAAGAUAUUAAAUAUUCAACUAGUCCUGGUAAUUCAACUCCACCUGUUGGUGAUAUGAUUAAUAAUGAACAAUUUGCAUUAACAAUGUCAACAAGUGUUGGUGGUGGUACACAAAAGAAAAAAUCUGUUUCAUCAGCAGAUACUUAUCAUCAUUUAGAUGAAUCUGAUACAUUUCUUCAUUCAUAUUGUGCUGCUGAUGAUGUAACAUUUCGUUCACCAACUGCAAAUCAUAAAAGUAUAAGAACUUCACCGACACAACAAUUAGUGCAACGAAAAACAUCGUCAACAAAUAAUAAUACUAAUACUAAUAAUAAUAAUAAUAAUAUUAAUAAUAAUAAUAAUAAUAAUUUAAAUCCAUCGAAUGAGCCAUUAAAUGUUGAAACAGACGUAUAG
This is a messenger RNA of Rotaria sp. Silwood2, 1818 nucleotides long. The record is from the annotation of a GenBank genome assembly. NCBI's taxonomy places the organism in Eukaryota, Metazoa, Rotifera, Eurotatoria, Philodinida, Philodinidae.